CAUGUGUGUCUGGUCUGAGUCGAAAGACAGUGACUUGCUACUGAUCCAAUCACAAAAUCACCAGCUGGACUUUGAGCACAUUGACUCGCUGCUUAUCUCAUCCUCCACCCAGCUCCUCCUAGAGGCUUCUUCCCAGCGCUCGGCCUCAGCUGCAGCGUACGAAAUAAAAGAUAAGCACCGCUGGACUGAGAGUUUCAGAGACGUACUAUUGGACCACUCGGACUGCUGAUUAUAGUGGUUGGAGGUCGGGGGGCUCUUCUUUAGACAAAAGAUCACUGCUCUCAUUUGUAUGGAAUUUGUAGCAGGAGCAACAUGUCCUCCCUCACCAGCCAGAUGUCCUCAAUCAGCUGCUCAAGUAAGUUGUGUCCUCUUUCUGCGGUUCUAUCUACCCUUUAACCGCACUGUGUGCUAUUAUCCAGUUUCGUCUCUGCAGGCGCAGACGUCCGGCUGGUUUUGCUUGGGAAGACAGGCAGCGGAAAGAGCGCCAGCGCCAACACCAUCUUGGGCCACGAGGCCUUUGACGCCGCCGCCGGCGCCUCCUCCGUCGCCCUGUGUUGUCGCAGGGCUUGCGGGGAAUUCCGGGGGCGACGCCUGACCCUCCUGGAAGCUCCGGGGCUGCUCCACACUCAUCAGCCCCCGGAGCACGUGCUGAAGGAGAUGAGGAGGAGCGUUGGCCUCCUGAGCCCCGGCCCCAGCGCUUUUCUCCUCAUUCUACGUGUUGGGAGGUUCACGCGGGAGGAGAAGGAGGCAGUGAGGCAACUCAAACAGGCGAUGGGCGCUCAUGUUCUGAGCUUCUCGCUGGUGGUCUUUACCCACGGAGACCUCCUGGAAGACGGAGCCUCCGUGAAGCACUGUUUGAUAGAUGACUGCGGCGACUUGGCGGAGCUGGUGGCCGCAUGCGGAGGCAGAUACUGUGUCCUCAACAACCAAGCGCCCAACAACAGGGAGCAGGUAGCUGAGCUACUUGCAUUAGUGGACAGCAUGAUGCAAGAGAACGAAGGAAGCUGCUACGACGUCAAGAUGCUCCAGAGAGCAGAGGAAAAUUGGGUUCAGGAGGUGGAGGAGGAGAGGAGGCGCCUGAAAGAGAAGGAGGAGCUGUUCAAAAAGGUGCAGCAGGCGGCCAUUAAAGAGUGGUAUGAAAAAGAACUAGAUGUGGUGCAGCAGAAGAGCAAGAUGGAGAUGGAGGAGCGAAUGUGGGCGCUGGAGAAGGUCAAUAAGUUAGCAAGAGAUCGGGAGGAGACCUUCAGGCGGGAGUUGGAGGAGAAAGAAAGGAAGGAACGGCAAAGGAGGGUACAAGAGAUGGUGAAAAUGAUGGAGAUCCGUAAGGAGGAGGAGGAGAAGAGGGAAGUUCUUCAGCGGAAGCUUGACAGAGUUACGAAAAAGCUGCAGGAGCGAACAGAGCAGACGCAGAAAAUGAGACGAGACGUGGAGGAAAAACUGCAACGGGACAGAGAGGAGAACGAGAAGAGAGAGAGGGAGAGGGCGCUCGAGCAGGCGGAGAUGGAGCGGGCCGUCCGGCGGGUGGAGGAGCUGAAGGUGGAGCUGGACGAAGCCAACCAGAGUCUGCGGGAGCAGCGCAGGCGGACGGGGGACACGCUCAGGUACGAGGCGGCGGAGAAGCAGAAGAGAAGGAGGGGGUGA
Molecule: messenger RNA, 1641 nt
Organism: Betta splendens (Siamese fighting fish)
Lineage: Eukaryota; Metazoa; Chordata; Actinopteri; Anabantiformes; Osphronemidae
Product: trichohyalin-like
Exons: 1
Coding region: 658-1641 (327 amino acids)
Molecular function (GO): GTP binding
Source: RefSeq, a predicted model, not a curated record